Messenger RNA from Stegodyphus dumicola, 921 nucleotides. RefSeq lists its product as uncharacterized. Lineage: Eukaryota; Metazoa; Arthropoda; Arachnida; Araneae; Eresidae. The record is from RefSeq and is a predicted model, not a curated record.
AUGUUUUAUUUGUUAUCGCCCCAAGCAUAUAAAUUUGUCCGACAAUCUGGUAAUUUAAUUUUGCCUCAUCCAAGUACUAUACAUAAAAUAAGUUCUAAAUUAAAUGUAAAUCCCCAAAAGGAAACAGAUGAUAUGUUGUUUUUGGCAUAUGCUAAGCAAAAAGCUUGCUAUCUGAAAGAGCAUGAAUUAUAUGUUUCAUUAAUGAUGGAUGAAAUUCACAUCAGACCUUUUCUUGACUACAAAAGUGGAGAUAUUGUUGGAAUUGGCCAGGAAGUUGAUAACUUAGCUUCUAGUGCACAUGUAUUUAUGAUACAGAGUAUUUUGUGCUGCUUUAAAGAUGUUGUCCAUAUAUUACCAUCGAAGAAAAUGACAGCUGAAGUUUUGUUCACUGUUUUGAAAAAAAUAAUUGUUGGUCUUGAAGCAAUAGGUUUCAAAGUAAUUGUUGUUGUUAGUGACAAUAAUUCCAUUAAUAGAAGAUGUAUAUCUCUGUUUAAUAAUCCAUUAUCAAAUUUUGUAUUUCCUCAUCCUGUUGAUGCAACUCGUCCAUUGUUUUAUGCAGUUGAUUCUGUUCAUAUUAUUAAAAGUGUUCGUAACAACUGGUUAAACCAGAAAAACCCUGAACAAGCUAUGUAUUUUCCAAAUUUUGACUUGUCUUCAAAUAAUGUAUGUACCUCUUCAUUUCUUACUUUAAAAAAUAUGUAUGAAGCUGAAAGUGGUAAUUUGUUAAAAUAUGGAUAUACAAUAUCUCGUAAAGCUCUGUGGCCUACAAAUUUAGAACGUCAAAGUGUGAAACUGGCUUUACAAAUUUUCAACGAUCAAACAUCACAAGGCCUGAAAGAAUUAGGAAUGCAUCUGAAGAAGCUGUUGGAAGCACCAGGAUGGGAACCUACAUCCAAAUUGGUUUUCAUUCUAGAAAAUUAA